Messenger RNA from Torulaspora globosa, 1608 nucleotides. It is a transcript of the gene DLD2, whose product is annotated as D-lactate dehydrogenase. Gene Ontology annotation, molecular function: catalytic activity; FAD binding. NCBI's taxonomy places the organism in Eukaryota, Fungi, Ascomycota, Saccharomycetes, Saccharomycetales, Saccharomycetaceae. The transcript has a single exon. Gene Ontology annotation, cellular component: mitochondrion. Bases 1 to 1608 code for a protein of 535 amino acids. The record is from RefSeq and is a predicted model, not a curated record.
AUGCUUGGAUCACGGUUUGCCAGACAAUUGGUAAGGGUAGCAGCCUUGAGAGACUCCCGCUGUCGAAGCUUGGUCGUUAGAACGGCGUUGACUGGACAUAUUAUCCCCGAUGGACGUUUCUACUCUAGCAAAAUUCAGCCAAGACUGACUAGUGAAGCUUAUCCGUAUGUUAAAAGAGAUCCGAGCUUCAAGAAGCUUACAAAUGAGGAUGUAUCUUUUUUCAAGUCUGUGCUCUCUGAGAGCGAGGUUCUAGAGGCCUCAGAGGCUGAAGAUCUGGCCUUCUACAAUGAGGACUGGAUGAGAAAGUAUAAGGGACAAUCAAGAAUUGUGCUGAAACCCAAGUCUGUCGAGAAAAUCUCGAAGAUUGUCAAAUAUUGUAACGAGCACAGACUUGCGCUGGUUCCACAAGGUGGUAACACUGGUCUUGUUGGUGGUUCCGUGCCGGUGUUUGAUGAGAUCAUAUUGUCUGUCUCUAACUUGAACCAAAUCAGAAGCUUCGACGCGGUGAGCGGUAUCUUGAAAUGUGACGCUGGCGUAAUCUUGGAGAACGCCGACAAUUUCUUGGCCGAACACGGCUAUAUCUUCCCGCUUGAUCUGGGAGCCAAAGGUUCCUGUCACGUUGGGGGUGUCGUGGCUACCAAUGCUGGUGGAUUGAGAUUGCUGCGCUAUGGAUCUCUUCAUGGUAGUGUUCUUGGACUCGAAGCAGUCUUGCCAAACGGUGAAAUUCUAAAUAGCAUGGAUGCGUUGAGAAAGGAUAAUACUGGUUAUGACCUGAAGCAGCUGUUUAUCGGAUCUGAGGGUACAAUUGGUAUUAUAACAGGUGUCUCUAUCAUGACCCCAACGAGACCCAAGGCUUUCAAUGUCAGCUUUCUCGCUGUUGACAGCUACGAAUCGGUCCAAAAAGUCUUUGUCAAGGCCAAGAAAGACUUAUCUGAAAUCUUAUCGGCUUUCGAGUUCAUGGACUGCCAUUCCCAGGCGUUGACCAAAAAGCAUUUGCCAGAUGCUCCAUACCCAUUCGAAGACGACUAUCCAUUUUAUGUUUUGAUUGAGACCUCAGGUGCUAAUAAAGAGCACGACGAUGCUAAGCUCGAGUCCUUCUUGGAGAGCGCAAUGGAAGAAGAGCUAGUGGUCGACGGUGUUGUUGCGCAGGAUGAAACAGAAUUGAAGAACUUGUGGCAAUGGAGAGAAAUGAUCCCAGAGUCUUCUCAAGCAGAAGGCGGCGUUUACAAGUACGAUGUUUCCUUACCUUUGCAAGAUUUGUACUCUUUGGUGGAAGCGGCUAAUGUGAAGUUGGAAGAGGCGGGACUCGUUGGCGACGCACCAAAGCCUGUCAUCAAAGCGGUCGGUUACGGGCAUGUUGGUGACGGUAAUUUACAUCUCAACGUUGCAGUACGCGAAUAUAGCAAGGAGGUGGAAAAAGCGCUAGAACCAUUCGUUUACGAGUUUGUAUCUUCGAAACAUGGUUCGAUCAGUGCAGAACACGGUCUUGGCUUUCAGAAGAAGAACUACGUUGGUUACUCCAAGAACAAGGAAGAAAUCAAAUUAAUGAAGGAUUUGAAGCAACAUUAUGAUCCUAAUGGAAUUUUGAAUCCUUACAAAUAUAUAUGA